Molecule: messenger RNA, 3715 nt
Organism: Salvelinus namaycush (lake trout)
Lineage: Eukaryota; Metazoa; Chordata; Actinopteri; Salmoniformes; Salmonidae
Product: E3 ubiquitin-protein ligase UHRF2-like
Exons: 16
Coding region: 165-2984 (939 amino acids)
Biological process (GO): protein ubiquitination; negative regulation of gene expression via chromosomal CpG island methylation
Molecular function (GO): protein binding; ubiquitin protein ligase activity
Source: RefSeq, a predicted model, not a curated record
GACCCAUGUGAGCGACACCUCCUGCAAGAAUCAUUCUCCCCUGCAGAGGAAAAGGCUAUGGAGUGCUGAACGUUUUCACUGUUAUCCCCCUUUCCCCCCAAGCCCCUGUAUUUGUUGUGAUUAGAUUUCUGUAACCUUUUUGGUGGCUAUCGGGCGGUGGAACAAUGUGGAUUCAAAUUCGGACCAUAGACGGAAAGGAGACACGAACCAUUGAGGAUCUUUCCAGGCUGACCAAAAUUGAGUCUCUGAGGCUGAAAAUCCAAGAGAUCUUCAAUGUAAACCCCGGACAACAACGGUUAUUCUAUCGGGGCAAACAGAUGGAAGAUGGCCACACACUGUAUGACUACAACGUGGGUCUGAACGAUAUCGUCCAGCUGCUUAUCCGUUCCCAAGCGGGGGACGCUACAGACAGUCCUCUCAUCUCUCCCUCCGUCAUCUCCCCUGUCGUCAGCCCCAAGGAGUGUGACACAAUGCCCCCCACCACUCCCAACACUACGACUGGUGCAGCUACCACCCCCUCUAAACCUACCACCGUGGCCCCAACACUUACCCCCAAACCCACCACAGUCAACAACAACACAACCACCACUGGCAACACCAGUACUACCACCAACAUCAGUACAACUACCAGUAAGAAAACGAUUAACACCAGCGAUCCCAAUAACAACGCAGACGAGUCUUCUUCUGGUCCACCGCUGGAGAAGCACGACAACCAGCCAUCAACCUCUGCACGUCCCUUCCUCAUAGACGCGGGAAUUGGGGUGUUCAAGAUAAACGAGUUGGUGGACUGCAGGGACAUAAGCAUCGGUGCCUGGUUUGAAGCCUGCAUUGACAACGUGUCACGCAGCCCAAAGGGACAGAACAGCACCAGUAAAGCUCCUACAGCAGGGAAGGUUGGCAGGCCUAGCAAAAGGACUAACGGCAAGCUUGAGACAGAGCCGGGCCAAGGCCAAAGCCACCUCUCCUCCUCAGACAAUAAUAAUGGGAAUAAUUGUUCUGUGUUGAACUCUGCCAGUAUUGGGCCAGGGGCUGGGCCCUCCACCUCUCAAACAGACUCUACUGCCACAGACAAAGAGAAGGAGGAUGUGACGUACCACAUCAGAUAUGAUGAUUACCCUGAGAACGGCGUGGUGGAGAUGUGUGGCGGUAACGUGCGGCCGCGUGCUCGGACCCUACUCAGGUGGGACCAGCUCACGGUAGGCCUGGUUGUCAUGGUGAACUACAACAUAGAGAUCCCUGAGGAGAGGGGCUUCUGGUUCGAUGCUGAGAUUACAGCACUCAAUGAGAUCUCCAGGACCAACAAGGAGGUCCGCAUCAGAAUCCUGCUGGGAGGGCCAGGGGACGUCAUCCCAGACUGUAAACUGUUGUUUCUGGAUGAGAUCUAUCAGAUUGAGAAGACUGGAGCACACUCGCUGUCUGCUGUAGAUGGACAGUUCAAACGCAAGAGCGGGCCGGAGUGUAAGCACUGCAAGACGGACCCCGAGUCGGAGUGCAGGUUCUGCUCGUGCUGCGUGUGUGGAGGGAAGCAGGAUGCCCAUAUGCAGCUGCUGUGUGAUGAGUGUAACAUGGCCUUCCAUAUAUACUGUCUCAACCCACCGCUAGCCACCAUACCUGACGACGAGGACUGGUACUGUCCCACCUGUAAGAACGACACCAGUGAGGUGGUUAAGGCCGGGGAGAAGCUGAAGGCCAGUAAGAAGAAAGCCAAGAUGCCCUCGGCUCAUACAGAGAGCCAGAGGGACUGGGGCAAGGGUAUGGCCUGUGUGGGGCGCACUAAGGAAUGUACCAUCGUCCCCUCCAACCAUUACGGGCCCGUACCUGGGGUUCCCGUGGGAACGACAUGGAAGUUCCGCGUUCAGGUGAGCGAGGCGGGAGUGCACAGGCCCCACGUGGGAGGUAUCCACGGCCGCAGUAACGAUGGCUCCUAUUCGCUGGUGCUGGCUGGGGGCUUCGAAGAUGAAGUGGACAGGGGAGAUGAGUUCACCUACACAGGCAGCGGGGGUCGCGACCUUUCAGGGAACAAGCGCAUCGGGGAGCAUUCCUUUGACCAGACCCUGACCCACUACAACAGGGCCCUGGCGCUGAACUGUGACGCCCCCAUCAAUGACAAGGAUGGGGCGGAAUCCAGGAAUUGGCGUGCGGGGAAGCCGGUGAGGGUGGUGCGGAGCUCCAAGGGUCGACGCAUCAGCAAGUACGCUCCGGAGGAGGGCAACAGAUACGAUGGCAUCUACAAGGUGGUGAAGUACUGGCCAGAGAAAGGGAAGUGUGGUUUCCUGGUGUGGAGGUACUUGCUGCGAAGGGAUGACCUGGAGCCUGCUCCCUGGACACCUGAGGGGCUGGCGCGCAUCCAGACACUGGGCCUGGCUGUGCAGUAUCCUCCAGGCUACGUGGAGGCCAUGGCCAACAAGACCAAGAAGGAGGCUAAUGCUCGUCCAGGGUCCACCAGGAGCAAGAAGCACCCUGGACGGGGCCGGCCGCGGCUACAACCUCUGAAGAAGGUGAAGGAGGAGGAGGAUGAAGAGGAGGAGGAAGAGAAGCCCAUGGAGGGUACAGACCAGUCACAGAGUAACGGCAGUCAGGAGACAGAGGUGUGUAAGGAAUCGACGGAGCCCCGAGCCAAGCGUCAGAAGAUGGAGGAGUCGUUCCAGCUGACAGAGCAGCAGCAAAGCCUCAUAAAGGAAGACCAGCCCAACAGAAAGAACUGGGACGAGGCCAUGGGACACCUCAAGGAGGGGCCGAACUUCCUGAGGAAGGUGGAACAGACGUUUAUGUGUGUCUGCUGCCAGGAGCUGGUCUACCAGCCCAUCACCACAGUCUGUACACACAACGUGUGCAAGACCUGUCUCCAGCGGUCGUUCCGUGCUGAGGUGUAUACCUGCCCUGCCUGUCGCCACGACCUGGGGAAGGAUUACGUCAUGGUCCUAAACAAGACUCUACAGCUGCUGCUGGACCAGUUCUUUCCUGGCUAUAGCAAGGGCCGAUGAGGACAAGACACCUGCACUUACCCAAACAGUUACACACAGACCCAUGAUGCAUACAAACAAACAUAGGCAUACACACUUAGUCAUACAUUGGUACAUAGUAUACACACACCCUCCAUCUCCUAGGCAGCAGGGACUGACCCCACCUGUUGGACUUGGACUGUCUCCAUUUACGUCACCAGCCUGAAGUCAUCCAAGCCCCAGGAGAGCCUGGAGCACCAUGCCCCUACACCCCCAAUGGGUUCUCAUCCCUGGGUACCAACACCCCCUGACCCCCCCCCCCCCCCCCCUCCAAUGAGUUCCCUCCCUCCCUAGCCUUCCACGUCCACAGAACUCAUCAGUUCAUCGCCAUCUACCUGUCCAUGUGAGGAACAGCCAGAGAGGAUGCUAAUGCUAACCAUAGCCAUGUAGAGAAUAUGUCUCUGAUGCUAACGCUACUUAGCCUCCAAUGGGAGGGUGCCCGAGGUCAGCAGCACCUACAGGGGUCAGGGAUUACCACCUAGGAGAGAGGGUUGAUGGGAAAUGUAGUGUACAAUGUGAAAGGUUAUUUCUUUAUUACUGGUCCAUUUGAACUUUAGACACAAAUGGCUUCAUUCUUUUAAAGGCCCUGUGCAGUCAAAACUAGAUUUUCUUGUUUUAUAUAUAUUUCCACACUGAGGUUGUAAUAAUACUGUGAAAUUGUGAAAUUUAUGAUAAUGCCCUUUUAAUUUAAGAGCUGUUUGAAAAGACUGCCU